Molecule: messenger RNA, 2572 nt
Organism: Hydra vulgaris (swiftwater hydra)
Lineage: Eukaryota; Metazoa; Cnidaria; Hydrozoa; Anthoathecata; Hydridae
Source: RefSeq, a predicted model, not a curated record
AAAUUGUUAUAAUAACAAUAAGUUUGUCAUUUUUAAAUGAGUUUCCAUUUUUUUUGUUGGGAAAAGGAUACUUUUUGCAAUGUUUUAAGAUAUAAAAUAUUAUAUAAAAUUUAAUACCUCUAAGAAAUAAGUUACAAAGAACAUUUCAAAUGUAAUUGCAGCUGAACGAUCUAAUGCUUCAAAACAUAAAAACAGUGUUUGUUGGUUGGAAAAUAAUCUUUCAAAGUUAUUUGAUAUAUCAACAUGCAGAUGUGAACUUCCUCUUUUAAAUUGUGAUGACAGGUUUGAAGUUACAUUUUCAAAAAGCCACAAUAUUAAACAAUAUGUUUGUUCAAACAAAUUUGUGACUAAACUGUCAAGAAAUUUUAAAGUUGUAAUUUCUUCUCAAAUUAUGGGAUUAUAUUUUAUUUUACAUAUUACUCUUUAGAAAUGUUCGAUGCAAGGGUUGCUCUAACAAGCACUAUGUAUGUCUCUGUUAAGACAGCAAACAGGUUCCAGUUCUAGAACGAGAGUAUUUAAAGGAUCAGAAAGCUAAGAAAGGGCCCUUUGGAACCUGGCAGAUAGGCCAAAUUGAUAAGAAAGAGACAGCGAAGAUCAAAAGAAAAAGAAGUAGCGAGAAAAUUAAUUUAACAAGUGACACGGCACUUUAUUCAGAUAAUGAUUGUAUCAGUGAAACUUAUGAUGUGGAAAUAGAUAACAAUGAUGAUUAUAAAAAUCAGAAUCAUGAGUUUUUUGCAAAACCACUGUGUAAAAAAAUUUACACAGAUUUAAAUAACAUUGCCAAAGCUGCUAUCAGAUUCGAAGUUAGUGACGCUGCAACAUCUGCCAUAGCAACUGCUACCUUGAUAAACUAUCAAAUUAUAACUCAGAAUGACAGAUCACAAAUUAUCACUGAAAAAAAGAUAUUUGACACUAAAAAGCGUGUUACAACCAUGAUUAGUGAAAAACACAGUUUAGAAGUUUUUCAUUUGAAAGUCAUUGGAGUAGAUAGUAAAAAAGACAAAAAAACAGCACAUAUAUUAGGAUAUGAUCAUUAUGCAGAACCUAUUGUUAAUAGAACAGUAAAGGAUGAACAUCACUUAACUUUUACUGCAGAAAGUGGACCUUUUUCUAAGAAAUAUUUAACUCAUAUUGAAAUAAAAAAUGGAACAGGAAUUACAAUAGCAACCGAGACACUAAAAAUACUCGAAAAAUACAACAGCAUUAGUAGUUUAGAAUCCAUUGUUCUUGAUAAUACUACUACUAAUACUGGUGCAGAUAAUGGCUUAGUUGUGACAUUAGAAAGGCUUUUAAAUUGUCGAAUCCAUUUAAUAGGAUGUGUACUUCACCAAAAUGAGUUACCACUUCGACAUGUCAUUUCUGAAGUAGAUGGUAAAAGUAACGAUCCAAAGAAAUAUAAGGGCCCUAUUAGUCAAAAAGCUUCUGCAGGUGAUUUGCAUAAUUAACCAAUAGUUUUUUUUGUUCCAAUUCAUUCAGUGAUUGAUUCCUACGUAAACUUUAAUAUUUUAUCUGAUCAUAGUACAGAUCAACGAAAACUUUAUGAAUACUGCAUUGGAAUCGAAGCUAAAUUAAUUAUGCCUAUUAACUUUAACGCUGAUACAUGGAGUAGUUUAGUUGAUGUUUCUUUAAUUGAGGUUGAACCUCCAACUUGUAUCAUAAUUUCAUCAUUUGAAUUAGAGAAUGCUUUGCAAACUUCUGAAAAACCUAUUCUUACAGAUUUACCUAACAGUUUCCAGUCAGUAGAAAGGUCCGUGAAGCUUGUAUCAGAGGCAUCAAAGAUAGUUUAUGGUCAAGUAAAGAGACAAUUUUAUUCUAACUAAAAACCAAAGCAGAGUAGAAAAUAAAUGGAAUUCAUCUAAAACUGAUUACUUUAUUCUUUUUUCUUGAGAAAAUGUUUUUUUUUUUAAUUUAAUUUGGUUCACAUACCUAAGUCGGAGGGUAUACUUGACCUGACUACUGUCAAGAAUUAUUUUUUUUAAAUGGCAAAUCUCCCUUCAACCCUUAACUUCGAAAUCACCCUUGUGCAGAAAAACAUGUUGAACAGAGUAAUUUCAGAAAUAAUUGGGGACCAAGGAAGCCAGAACCAAAAUUAAAAAAAAAAAAAAAAAAAUUUUAAAUGGGGGAAGGGGGGUAACACUCUCGCUCCUCCGCCCCCUGUUCUUAUACCAGUGUUUAACAUUAUGUAGCAAAUAUUCUUUCUAUAAUAUUCAAAUAUUCUAAUGGGAAGAAUAUUUAUAUCAAAGUUUGUACUAAAGUAUAUUAAAUAUUAAGAAUGCCAUAAAAAUGAAUAAUUCAUUGAAAUCAAGAAAAUACUUACAAACUUCAAAACCAUUUCCCAAAAUUAUCCUUAAUCCAAUCAGUCUGAAAUUUUCAGGAUUGUCUUAAAAUCAUAUGUACAAUAAAUCCCAAAGUGAGCCAAUAUGAUCUGAGAAAAAAAGUAUAUUUUGGUAGUAGCUUAGUGCUUAUCUUCUAAAAUCUACACAGAAAUUAUAUUAAAUUUAUAAGAACAGAAUGUUUAAAAUAUAAUACAAUUUAAACACUCUGUUCUUAUACAUAAACAGUAUAUAAUAAG